UUAAUCAUGAAGCAGACAAAAGACGUCAUUAAAAAAAUUAAACAAAAUAUUGCAGACCAAGACUCAACUGACUUAAGAACCUAUAUUAUAGACCAGAUUUCAAAUAUGGAUAAGAUGAACAAAUCCAAUAAAAACAGGAAGAAGGUAACCAUAGGGAUUUUUGGAAGAUCUGGAGAAGGCAAGAGCUCCCUUCUAAACGCAGUCCUUGGAGAAAGAUAUCUACUUCCAUCUGGUUCUUCUGGUGCAUGUACAGCCAUUACUACACAAGUGGAAGGAAAUCUGAGUGACUCCAACUACACAGCAGAGAUUGAAUUCAUUUCUAAAGAGGAGUGGGACAGUCAACUCAAAGGUCUUUUACUAGAUUUGUCUGAUAAAACUGAGGACAGGAAUGAUGACAUGACGAAAAUUGCAAUAGAAAAGAUUACUGCACUGUAUGGUGCUAAUGCAUUUAAGAAAACACUGGAGGAGCUCAAAAAAGAUGCCAAAUCUGCUAAAAUCGACGAACUUUUGCUUAUGAAAAAGAAAGCAAUUUCAAAUGCUAAUAGCUCCAGCUUCACCGAGGAGAUUUCACAUUUCAUACAGCAUAGUCGAUCAAAUCCUGGUAACUGGUACUGGCCCAUUGUGAAGAGUGUAGCAAUCAAGAUUCCAAACCCUCUCCUAGAGCACAUUGUGAUUGUUGAUAUUCCUGGGACUGGAGACUGCAACAAGACUAGAGACAGCCUAUGGAAAUCUAAACUAGGAGAGUGCUCUGUAGUGUGGAUCGUGAGUGCCAUCAACCGAGGCACUACUGAUGAAGACCCCUGGGAAAUAUUAAAACACUGCGUUUACUACAUGACGCAAGCAGGAGAGUGCAAAAGCAUCAACUUCAUCUUUACCAAGACUGACGAUAUAGAUCCAGAAGAAUACAUUAGAAAUGAAUGGCCCAGUGAAGAGGAAAAGCCAUACAAGGAUCUGAAAACAGCAUGCAUACGCAAAAGGAACAUCUGUUCCAAAGAGACAGUGAAAGAAAGCUUUGAAAAUUCUAAAUUAAAGAAGAAAAUGACUCUAAACAUUUUUACUGUAAGCACAAGGGCAUUUUUUGACAAAACAUUACACAUGGAACUCAUUGACACAGAAAUCCCAAAGUUGCAGGAUGUCUUGAAGAGUCUUAACAACAGCAUCAACAAAGACCUGGCCAGAGAUUAUGUCAAUGAAGCAAAGGGAAUUUUGUCCUUGAUCAAAAGUGUGCAGUCGGAGACAAACAAUGUGGUUCAGACAGAGGUUCACAAUAAAUUUGAGCAGAACCUCUGUAAGGCACUGGAGAAGUUAGGUUGGCAGUUUGACAUGCUUCGUUGUGUUCUGGAGAAGUGUCUCUCAGAUGGAGUGGAAGAGUCAGAGAGAUUAUGUCUUACCAGUGCAAGUUCCGUUAUAUCACCUAAUUUACCUCAUGGCAAAGGAGGAUUCCAUAAAAUCCUCAAGGCUUUGUGUACAAAUAAUGGCUACCAUUGGUCAAAAGCAUGGAGUACAGACAUAGAUCUAAACAUGGAAUUGGCCCAACACAUGCACACAAACAUUGAGGAGGAGUUUGAUUCAAUUUUUCCAGUCUAUUAUAAAACAGGGAAAUCAGUGCAAGAACAGAUUGAAAAAUUCAGUAUCAUCCAAAGUGACUCCGAGCACCCCAGAGCUUCAAUGUUUUAUCACAUUGACAACUUCAUCAAAAGAGAGGACAUCAAACUCAAGAUGGAGCUCAAAAGAGAAGUUAUUGAAAGAAAGAAGGAAAUCUACUUGUCUAUCAAAACAACGAUUAAGGAAGCAAUGGUUCCCUAUUAUGAAAAAGCUGCGAAGUUGCAUGGAACCGGAUCCAUGAAGAAAAUGCAGAACACUCUAACAGAAGCAGUUGAGAAUUUAAAACAUGACAUGUUCGAACAAGCAAAAGAAGAAGUGCUUAAGAAGUUCAGAGAUUUGGAGCAACAUAUAAAAGAUACUCUGGAGUCUGGACUACAGAGGUCAAUACUCUUGCUGCCAGAAACUGGCAAAAUCAAACUGGAUGUUCUUGAAGACAUUAAAGAGCUUGAUAACCUGUUACAACAACUGUGUGACUGAGCAAACAGCAUGCAGUACAAUUCACAUGGAACAAGGGACGUUGCAUUCUUCACUUCAUGUUUUUACCGCUUUAAAUAUUUUUUUAAAUUUUGCAAAAUAUGUUAAAGUUUUUCACAAACAAUGGCAGAACUGCUGUAUCAAUUGCUUAAUGUUAGGACUAUCUGUAUUAUUAGAGUGUUUACAGACACUGUUGCUUGCAAUCAAUGGAAACUAUAUUGAAUGGGUUAGUGAGUAGCUUCAGAGGAACUAUUAAGUAUACAUAGUUUAGGACUUUUGGGAAUGUUUUUUUUUUUUUUCAGAGCAGAUAAUCCAACAAUCUAAAACCCUUUCUUAAAAGGGCUAGGCUUGUGAGCAUUCCCCUAAAUAUAUUUCCUCUUUUUGGGAUUACGUGAUUUUAUACAUUGUUUAGGAAUGGAGAUUAAAUGUAUAUAAUAGUUCUGGAGUUUUAUAUGGUACCAAGAUCCACUUAUACUGUAAUGAUUUAAACACUGUAUUAAUUGUCUAGGUCUGGGGAUUUAAACAACUAUCUGCCAUUAACCUCCUGUUUUAUCCUCCACACGUAACAUGAUG
Messenger RNA from Onychostoma macrolepis, 2652 nucleotides. Its product is annotated as nuclear GTPase SLIP-GC-like. Lineage: Eukaryota; Metazoa; Chordata; Actinopteri; Cypriniformes; Cyprinidae. The transcript is spliced from 16 exons. Bases 7 to 2082 code for a protein of 691 amino acids. The record is from RefSeq and is a predicted model, not a curated record. Gene Ontology annotation, molecular function: GTPase activity.